AUUCGUUUGCAAUUCACCUCUUCACAAUCGAAAAACAAGAAUAAUACGUGAGGUUGAAGAAUGAAGCCAAUGGUAGUUGAUUAUUUAGCAGAUAUGGAAGAACAAGGAUCAACUAUGGCUAUGGAUGUUGAUGAAGUUGACGCUAUUGACAUUUUCGGUGAAAACCCACUUGGUGGUGAACAUGUACUCCGUCUUGCUGAUGCUGAUUUCUUCAAUUCUUUUCACGAUGAUUUCGAUGAUUCCGACAUUAACUAAAAUCGAAUUUCAUCCUUAAUUUCCCCUAAAAACAACUGUAUGUGUUGUUCUUAUCCCGUUUAGGGUUUAUUAAGCCUUUUUUUUUUCUAUGAUUCGUACGUUGUACUUAAUAACCUAAUUUUUGGAUACUCUAGAAACUUUUAUCAUAGUUUAUAUGCUCUAGAAAAGGAAUUGUUUUGUGUUUUUUUA
This is a messenger RNA of Lycium ferocissimum, 444 nucleotides long. Its product is annotated as small acidic protein 1. The record is from RefSeq and is a predicted model, not a curated record. Lineage: Eukaryota; Viridiplantae; Streptophyta; Magnoliopsida; Solanales; Solanaceae. The transcript has a single exon. Bases 61 to 255 code for a protein of 64 amino acids.